Molecule: messenger RNA, 5459 nt
Organism: Ostrinia furnacalis (Asian corn borer)
Lineage: Eukaryota; Metazoa; Arthropoda; Insecta; Lepidoptera; Crambidae
Product: 5-hydroxytryptamine receptor 1
Exons: 2
Coding region: 1-1710 (569 amino acids)
Biological process (GO): adenylate cyclase-activating adrenergic receptor signaling pathway; positive regulation of MAPK cascade
Cellular component (GO): plasma membrane
Molecular function (GO): G protein-coupled receptor activity
Source: RefSeq, a predicted model, not a curated record
AUGGCGACUCAAAGUCUUAACUACUGUUCACUGCCCAACUUUGUUGCUUUAUCUUCGCGUCUUCUCAUACUGGUAUCUUUAGUAUUGCUCCAAGUCAACGCUGUGGUGGCCUCGGAAGACAUCAACGAAUCGCUUGACAUUGAUGUCAACUUUACCAGUCCGAACUCCACACUUAACUGGACUCUGUUCGACGACAAUUCGACUUUAAUUAAGCCAAUCCACAUAAAGCACUACAAAUACUCCACCGCCUUCAGUAUUAUUCUCUCCAUUAUAUUCCUCAUAGUCAUAUCUGGGACCAUCAUCGGCAACAUUCUUGUUUGCGUCGCCGUGUGCUUAGUCAGAAAAUUGAGAAGACCCAGCAAUUACUUGAUCGUAUCGUUGGCAGUGAGCGAUCUGUGCGUAGCUAUCACAGUGAUGCCGAUAGCUAUGGUGUACGACAUAAUGGGAACAUGGCCUUUCGGACCUGUGAUCUGUGAUUUCUGGGUAUCGAGUGACGUUCUCUCGUGCGCUGCCAGUAUUCUCAACCUGUGCAUGAUAUCUGUUGACCGAUACUAUGCGAUCACGAAACCCUUGGAGUACGGUGUCAAGAGAACGCCUCGGAGAAUGUUUUUUUGUGUCUUCAUAGUCUGGAUGAGUGCCGCCUUCAUAUCGCUGCCGCCAGUUCUAAUUUUGGGCAAUGAGAAGACUGACACGUCAUGUUUGGUGUCCCAAAAUAAGGUGUAUCAGAUUUACGCGACGCUCGUUUCGUUUUACAUACCGCUCACGGUGAUGAUGGUUGUUUAUUACAAGAUAUUUAGCGCUGCUAGGAAGAUUGUGAAGGAUGAGAAGCGAGCGCAGUCGCAUCUUGAGACGCACUGCUAUCUUGAGAUCAAUGUCAAGAAUGGAGGGGCGGCUGAAGCGAGGUUACUUGGGUCGCAGGCGGCUCAACCAACUGCCAGAGGGUCUACUGCUAGCACAAAUACUACUAUCAGUGUAGAGAAAACAGAAAGCACUAUAGGGAGAUGCUUUAGCGGGCAGCGAAAGUCGAACGAGUCGCAGUGUCCGAUGCUGGGCCAAAAGACUCCCACAAAACCUAUCCACACCAUCAACCGCUCCACGUCCCAAGUGGGACAAACACCAGACAAUAAUAAACUCCAGGUCAAAGAGAGACGAAGACAGUCCUCAGAGAGCAGUAACAAGCUUACAGCGAACAGAAUUCGCUCGUCCCUCUCAAAUUUUGCUCAAAAAAGCCACAUUGCCAAAGACUUACUGCACACCACCCACUCGCCACACCAGAAGAAGCUGCGGUUCCAGCUCGCUAAAGAGCGAAAGGCGUCGACAACCCUCGGCAUUAUCAUGUCGGCUUUCGUCAUCUGCUGGUUUCCAUUCUUCGUGCUGGCCCUCAUAAGGCCGUUCCUCGAAGAAGGGGCCAUCCCAGACGCCAUCAGUGCGUUGUUCCUAUGGUUAGGUUACAUAAACAGUUUGCUUAACCCCAUUAUUUACGCGACUCUCAACAGAGACUUUAGGAAGCCGUUCCAAGAGAUUCUCUUCUUCAGGUGCUCUAAUUUAAAUCAUAUGAUGCGUGAGGAGUUCUACCACAGCCAGUACGGUGAUCCUGACCAGCACUACUGUGUGAAUAAUACUACCAAAGUGCAUAACUAUGACGAGGGUGUUGAAAUCGUGUCUGCCGUCGACCGAGAGGAGACCAGAGCCUCUGAGAGUUUUCUAUGAUUGUCAAUGCUUGAGGUCGACACCAAAGACCGCGAUACUGUGAUGUAAUUAAGACUUUAAUAUAAACCACGGUCUAACUGUGUUGAUUUUCACUUACGUUGUUGCAUAAGACGUUUCAAACCUAGUCGUUACUUAUUUAUAAAUAAUUAUUCCUCAGAGAUUUAGUCAGGUUGUUUUUAUUAAAAUAUAUAUAACGAUGUAUAAAUUAGGUAACUUUGGCAAGUGUAUAAAUUCAGGGAAGAUUUGAAGUAUUUCGAUGUGUUUUGGAAUGACCAAAGAAAUGUCUAACUUUAGUGAAGAUGUUUUAUAAUAUAGGCUGUUGUGAAUUUAGUAACUAUAGUAUUAAUUCCUAUUAUGUUGUUAUGUGAAGUGUAUAUUGACAUUGCAAAUAGAAGUCAGAAGUAUUUUAAUCCAUGUGAUAGUAGGUAAUAUGUAGAACUAAUUUACGUUUAGUGUCUCAAAUUUGAUUUUCAUUGCCAAUUGUUUUUCACGUAUAAAUAUUUAUUUUAGUUUGUUUAUCUUUAAAGUGUUAAUACGGUUGUCUAAAAGUAGUGUCAAAUUCAGAAAAUCUAUCUACUCCAAGGUACCCUUUGAUGUCGUACAGUAUUGUAGAUUGUUAUAAUUUGUGACGAUCUCAUUUAUAUGAAUCAUUAAGAUCAAAAUAUUGAACUGAACUUGGUUACAUUUUCUUCUUUGAUUAGUUUAUUGACAAUAGAGAUAUAAGAAUUGGAGUUUAAAAAAAAUAUAGUCCGAAAGGUAUUCUAUCUCUUGAUUUGACAUUACUUUCUGGGCCACCCUGUAUUUUAUAAAGUAUUAUAAGUCUAUAUUUUCAUGUAUUUAUUAGCAAUGUUAUAUAGUUUAUUUAUAUAAUUGGCUAUUAUAGGGUAAAUUUUGGUAUUGGUACUAAUCUUGUAAUUGUAUUUCAAAUAAAAUAUAAUUAUUUCACAAUUGGCACUGCCACAAAACGUAAAAAUAAGUUAAAAGUAUUUGUAUGACAUUAUUAUAUUGUCUAAAUAUUACAAUAUAUUUUGCAUAAUAUAUUCUAUUCACAACGCAUGUUUCAAAAAUGUGUAAAAAUACAUAAUUUCUAUAUAAACUACACAUCACUUCGGCAUAUCGCUUUUUAUUAAUUUCGUGUUUCAUAGAAACAAUAAAAUAUUUAAGUAUAAUACGUAAUUCUUUAGGUCGGUUGAUAUAUUGUUAAUUUAUGUACAUAGAAAAUAGAUAAAUAUUGAAUUGAAAGAUCAGAGUUCACUGUUAUAAAUUAUAUACUAGUUUUGCCUGCGGCUUCAACCGCGUCAAAAGUUGAAGAGAUCGCGGGACUGUUGUCAGUAUUAUCUUUUUAAUAAAACAAGUAACCUCUUUAAAAUAUUAAUAUGUAUCCUUUUCGUUAAAGAAUAGUUUUUGUACAACAUGAGAUAUGAAAUGACCUAAAUAUUAUAUUAAACAAUUAAUAUUAUUGACCGGCCUAACGAAACUUUCGCUUUAAGAUUUAUGAAUAUAAAAUAAAAUAACUAUGUCGGUGUUUGUAAAUAUUGUUAAUAGUGCACAAUUGACAUAAAUUAAUAAUAAGUUAAUAAUAAUUGUAGGUGAAAUAUGCAGACACCGUGUGGGGAAACUACGCUUGGAAAAAAAUAUUAAUUCGACAAAUUGAUGUUUAAUUGAAAUACUAAACUUUCUUUGAUGUAGUUUCUUUGCAUAGAUAAUAAUGUGGUUGUAUGUGGAUAUUAAUUGUUUAUGACCACGGAAUUUCGCUACAGUAUCUGUCUACUAAUGGACUAAUGGUACCAUGCCUUGACCUUUCCAUUUCUUGUGUCUAAUAAAAAUGGUACUUCGGAUUUGUAGAAUAGUACGAAAUUCAUUUAUGUAAGUACUAGCGGCCGCCUGCGACUCGUAUGGGUGAACCCCGUUUUACCCCCUUAGGGAUUGAGUUAUGCAAAAUCCCGUCUUAGUGAGCAUCUAGGUUCUAAAACCCCCAUGCAAUAUUUGAGACUUCUAGCACUUCUAGUUUCUGAGAUUUCGUGAUGAGUGAGUCAGUAAGUGACCUUUAGCUUUUAAUAGUACUAAAAAAACUUAUCAGAAAGAUUCGGGACUGUUCCCACCUCUCGUUCCAACUGCUGCAACUCCUGUGUAACCAGGAUCUACAGCUUGACCACCAAUAAAAACCCAACCAGUGAAGGUUAAACUUGUCCUAGGAGAAAUUUAUACUAUCAUUGCACAAAAUUAAUCAGAAGAACAUAGGAGAUACCGGGGAAAGAAGAGUGCCUGAAAAAUUAUAAUUUACAAACUUGUCUUUACAACCACAGGCAAUUUAUUGCUGUAAUUUAUAUUAAUAACCUAAUAGAACGUUAUACUAUAAAUACGAUAACUCUAUAAUAAAACGAUACCAGAGAAGAGACAUUACAUUUCUUUAAAAGUUAUUGAAAGUAAAAUAAUUUUCCGAAUAAACUCAGCCACCGAUUCGCAACACAUUGUAUAUUUAUGCUACAAUAGACACAAUGUAAAUGUUAUUUUAUUACUUUCAUUUAAGAUGCCUUUUCGAUUGAGGAUUAUAACUUCGCAAAUUGAACAGUAAGAGCAGUCCAAUUUGAAGAAAUGAAAAACUCGCGAACUUCGUAUGUCAGUUGAAUUAAUACCCUAAACAAUUUUAAGGUACCUUUCCAAUGAAAGAGGCAAAAUUUAAUGUUUGGAAAAAAAUCCUGGAUUUUCAGGCCCAAGGUAGAUUUCUGAAUAUUGGAGUAUAAGUAUUAAAUUUGUAAUUUUGGCCUACAAAAUGUUUAAUGCAUCUUCACCUUAAAGGCCCGCAACGUACCUGUAACGCCACUGGGACGGCGGGUGUCUAUGGGCGACGGUAAUCACUUACCAUCAGUACCUCUAGCAUUAACAACUUUCGUCUUCGAAUCGUUUGCGUAUUCGAUAAAAAUCGAUACUCAACCUUCAAAUUAAACGAUAACGUGACAAUUUUGAUUCUCAAAAUGAAUUUCGUGCAUCCAUUUCUUACACUAAGUUCACUUUACGACACGUUCACAAGGGCGCUGUUGUAGUUUUCGUACUAAAUCUUUUGAUGGCGAUUCGAGUACGCAAACGAUUUGAACUCGAAAGUUUUUCGUACUAGCUGUACAGGUGAUCCGUCUGCUCGUUUGCCUCCUGUCACAUAAAAAAGAUAUUAUUAGUGGCAAAUGUAACCUAACUGUAACUAUUUUUACAAAUCCGAAGUAUUUUAACCUAAGUAAGCAGUAAGCAUAAAUUAGUAAGUCAGAUAUUAGUAAAAUGUACUAAGAGCGAUAGUAUUGCUACCUUUAGAAUUAGUUUAAGCAUGAUUGACAGGGGAUUAAUCUAUCGAAUCGAUUUUUUUUUUUCACUGAAUUUGGAUAGUAUGACGUCAAAAUGAAAAAAAAACAUUAUGCAAUAUGUAUGUACCUUGAUUUUUAAAAAAAUCUAUGAAUUCACUGUAAUAAUUUUCAUUCGUUUUCAAACUCAUCCAAACUUUCACGAGCUUGUCCAAAUAUCUACUUACAGGAGUAUGUCAGCUACGUAGUUUCAACAACAUUACUACUAAAUUACCAACUUAAUAAUGAAGUUGGAACUUCGGAUGUUUAGAAUGGCAAGUAAAGUCCUUCAUAUUAUUAUUCUUGUUAUGACCAAUAAAUAAAACUUUUUAUAGCAUCGCUAUCGCUCUUACGCAGUGUACUGUAGCCCUAACCAUAACGUACUGAGUCUGUACAGAAAAACUUUUAACAAAUAAGUAG